UUGGUCAAAAAAGAGUCUCGCGCUGGAGUUGUCCUCCGGAUUCCUCAACUACUGACGCAGCUCGCUUCACUUCCUGGCUGCACACUUGGAGGAGAUCUUCUUGCCCCGAAGAAGAAGUGACAUCCACAAAUAAAGGCGAAGAUGGGCACCAUGCUCGAUGAUCCGUGCGCGUUGACCCACGGGGAAACCGCGCUGCCUCCACCCUCUGUGUCCACAGGGGGCGCUGGUGUGCUGCGUGUAGGGCAGGAAGGACAGAAACAAAACAAGAUUCUCCUUUUGUCACCAUUUAGGAUUGAGUUGUCGUUUCGUUACUGCGGACAGGCAUGUGACUAACAUGUGUGUAUUUUGCUGCAACACAAAAGAGAAGCGGCGUUGUUAUUGUUGUAACCCUUGCAUCGAGCAGAUAACCGAUGUUGACUUACACUGUAAUCGCUGCUAGCAUCUUUAACCUCAGAACUGGAUGCACUGGCACAAUUGUCUGCCUGCCAUUGUAGUCACCUUUUUAUGAAACAGUCUUAGGAUUUUCAUGCAUGCUCGCUUCGCUGGGGAUCCUCUACAGAAGAGGUUGAUUAGCUUGCCUAAAAUCCGAGCAUUGAGCGCCUUCGUCGGCCGCAGCACGCAAGCGAUGCCGCGGUUCGAUAUCGGCCCAGCCGCAAUUCUACAUUUAGCUAGCUAGCGCUACCCACACGAAGCAAGCUGCGGUAAAUGGUUCAACCAAGUUCCUGGUGUGUGGUGGGUAAAAUGUACCCUUUGCACUUUUGUUUACAUGCCGUAUGUUAGAGAGGGUAUAAAAGACACAUACAUAGCAGAUAAUAUGGCACAUAUAAGAGCAGUCGCCAACGUUCCUAGCUAGCUGGCUAGCUAACCAGCUCUGUUUGUUUACGAUGUGCUACUCGAGCUUCGCACAUUUUUAUUUGACACGUUAUUUACAACUUAUGCCGUCUUUUUAUCGACUUACUUUAACCAUUUACACAUGUGAAAUUCAAACAAACGUUUUUAAAUUUGAACUUGAGUGAUUUGUCUUAGGUUUCCAAUAGUUAUACGCUGAGCAGGUGUACGUCAUCGUGAAUGUGGUUAAAAUUACCAGGGUGCUUAAAUCGUUUUCAUGUAAGAGGUGUUAAGCCUCAUAUAAAUAGACUUCAGAUUUUAUCAGCACUUUAUAAGUGGACCUGCUGAGGUGGACAUGAACGAACGUCCUCUGUGACGUCAUGCAACUCAGCAUGUGGACGGACAAGAUGAAGAUGGGGACACCAACGGCGUAGUGACUGCAGGCAUGAGUCUCCGCCAGCCAACCUCCACCCUUGACAGCCCCUUUGCUGCUUGGCUCAGCAGUCUCACCAUCGGAGACUCCGAGCGCAAGUCCUCCCAAAUUACCCAGCAGAGGGAGCCACAGACCGACGUCCCAAAUGAGAGCGGCGGCGGCGGCCUCGUUCAGAGAUGUGUGGUGGUGCAGAAGGACCAGCUGGGUUUCGGCUUCACUGUUUGUGGAGAGCGCGUGAAGCUGGUACAGAACGUGCGAGCAGGCGGUGCAGCUGUCAAGGCCGGAGUCCAGGAAGGGGACCGAAUCAUCAAGGUGAAUGGCUCGCUCGUGUCCUCCAUGACGCAUCAGGAGGUGGUGAAGCUCAUCAAAUCUGGAACGUAUGUCGCGCUCACACUACAAGGGCCGCCCCCUUCCGCGGCCGCCUUGCCUCUGGAACCCCUCCCCACUGACCUUGCACCCAAUCAGAGGAUGUUACCAAGCAGGGAGGGUCCAACCUCUUACCCUUCCCAAAAAAUCACUGGACCCAAGCCACUCCAGGACCCGGAGGUGCAGAAGCAUGCCUCUCAGAUACUCAGGAAAAUGUUGGAACAGGAAGAACUAGAGCUGCAGGUUUUGAUGCAGGAGCAAUUGCGGAACCCCUCGCCAUUUUUAGAGGAAAGAAUUGAGAGUGCCAAGAGAAGAGCAAAGCAAGUGCGUGUCAAGCUUCAGCAGGACAUGGACGGACUGCGGUCGGAAAGUGUGUGCAACUACGUCACGGCGGGUGAAGCAGGACGCUUGUCCCGGGACCCGAGUGAAGGAGACGGUGUAGGCGGCUCAUCUUCUCUUCUGCCGGCCAGCCCUGUUUGUGAUGGUACCCCUCCCACCCAGGCCCUUGACAGUCCCCACUCCUCCCCCUCGUUCUCCUUCCGGAGUCUUCUACUCAGACAGCACAGCUCUGAUAUACACCUUCCCUCUGAUUCGAGCGGGAAGGCUCAAAUCAUCGGGCCAGAGGAAGAAGACGAGGAAGAUGACGGUUACGCGUUCAAUGAGAUGGACGGCCCCUUCCAGGACAUUGAGCUGCUGAAGUCACGGCCCGCCCACAUGACCGUCUUCAUGAGAUAUGUCUUCACCCAGCUGCUGGAUCCCAACCCAUUGCUGUUCUACCUGUCGGUGGAGGCAUACCUGAGCUCCACUCCCAAAGACGCUCGCUCACUGGCACCGCAGAUCUGCUCUCAUUUCCUGGAUCCAGACGCUCCCUUGAAGAUCAAAGUAUCAGAAGACUACCUUGCAGACAUUGAGAGCCGCCUGCAUGCUCAGGAGGACAUCCGUGGGCCGCUGUCCGAGCUGCAGCAGCAGGUGUUGCCCGACAUCCAGGAUCAGAUUGUGGACUACAGGAACAAGCAGAUGAUGGGCUUGGGUGCUCUCUUUGGCGAAGGUGACCUACUGCUCCUGGACGGGGACCCACUGAAGGAGCGGCAGGCGGUGGACAGGCAGGUCACUGCCCUCUGGGAGAUUCUGUCAAAGCACGAAGAGGACAGAAGCUCUCCGUUGGCGUCAGCCGUGCUUCUGUACCUGCGUCAAGCCGGUGUCAAGCUGCGAGACUCCAAGGUGUUCCCUGGUUUGAGCACAGAGAAGGAAAAGUGGCUGACGUUCCUCAAGACAAAAAAGCUAAGCGGUACGAAGAAGGAAAAAGAUGGCGAGGACAAAAAGAGGAAUCCCAUCCUUAAGUACAUCGGGAAACCUCGGAGCACAUCUCAGUCCACAUUCCAUGUCCCCUUGUCCCCUGCUGAAGUCCGUCCUGGAAGUGUGAGGAACAUCAUUCAGCAGUUUGAGAACCACUCGGAGACCGGGGUCGAAGACGGUGACAGCCCUCAGAUGCUUUCGUCCAGCAGCCAGGGAUAUGAUGGCGUGGACAAUCCAAGUGUCCCUGUGCGUCUGGCGCGCAGUGAAUCUUUGAAGGCUCAGGGAGAAGGUCGGAGGCGGGGCAUCUCUUCAGGAAGUGAGUCUGUUCCCCGCUCUCGUAGUGACGUGGACAUGGAGGACCCCAGAGAGGAGCGGGAGGGCCCCGGCCUCAGGCCACUGCAUCACAGCGCCUCGUCGUCUGCUUCUGGCAGCUCCGCUCGGUCUCUAGAGAACCCUACCCCGCCGUUCACGCCACGCUCCAUCCGCAGGAGCACGGAGUCGCCUCUGGCCCUGCUGCCGGACGAGGAGGAAGUGUGCGAAGGUCAAAACUGGCAGGAGACAGUGCCGGCACAGCUCAUUGCCACGCUGAGCCCGAGAGAGGUGGAGCGCCAGGCCGUCAUAUACGAGCUCUUCACCACUGAGGCGUCACACAUGCGCACACUAAGAGUGCUUGACCAAGUCUUCUUCCAGAAGAUGAGAGCAGUGCUCAAUGCUGAUGAGCUAGCUUGCAUCUUUCCCAACCUGCCACAAGUCUACGAGCUGCAUGCCAGCCUGUGUGAGGCCUUGAGGAAGCAGCGGGAAUCUCUCAUUGUUCAAGACAUCGGUGAUGUCAUGUUGGCCAGGUUUGAAGGCGCCGCUGGCGCAGAGUUUCAAGAGCAGGUGUCACAAUUGUGCAGGCAGCAGUCUCAGGCACUGGAGCUCAUCAAGAACAAGCAACGCAAAGACCCCCGCUUUGCCCACAUUGUUCAGGAGUGCGAAGCGAGUCGCCACUGUCGCCGCUUGCAGCUCAGGGACCUGCUGGUGUCAGAAAUGCAGAGACUGACCAAGUACCCGCUUCUUCUUGACAACAUCAUCAAGCACACAGAGGCCGCCUGCCCUGACCUUCCCGCCCUCCAACAAGCGCAGGCCUGUUGCCGAGGAAUCUUGCAAUCCGUGAACGAGGUCAUCAGGGAGACGGAACACCGGCAGCGUCUGGGCCAAUACCAACGCAGACUUGAUGCUACGCCACCAUUCAAGAAUCUGGACCUCAGCACCAAAAAAAUGAUCCAUGAGGGACCGUUGAUAUGGAAAGUCGGCAAAGACAAGCAGUUAGACAUCCAAGCCCUCCUGCUGUCAGACUCUUUGGUGCUACUGCAGCGCGGCCCUGAUGAGCGGCUGCAGCUGCGCCAUCCAUCCCGCUGGCUGGGUGGCGGUGGCGGAGACAGCAAGACGUCCUUCAGCCCCGUAGUCAAGUUAGACUCGCUGCUGGUGCGCUCAGUCGCCACAGACAACAAAGCGCUCUACGUCAUAUGCGCCACUGAGAGGCAGAUCUACGAACUAGUGGCGGGGACGGCGUCGGAAAAGAACAUCUGGAAGGACUUUCUGGAAAAAGCCAUUGCCUCCGCCUCAAGCUCCCAGCCAACCAAUCACAGCUCAGCAGCCAUUGUCCUCCAAGUCAACCAGCCACUAAACCAACCGUUUCCUUUUCCCAGUUCACCCGCUCUCUGCGGCACGUCCCCUUUAGCAGCACGAGGCCCCGCCUUUACAGAAACCACUGUGAUGGUGGAGUCUAACAACCAGACCCGGGGUGAAAGAGUUGCAGUGGGUGUGGCGCAGGCCGCAUUGCAGGACGUGGAGACACUGCGACAGCUCAUCUUAUUCGACCUACACGAUGAUGCCUUGUGCCACGUCUCCCCUGACACGACCAAUGAAAGGAGCUUGUCAAGUGCCAGCCAUGUGGAGGCAGAGAUACAUGGUGGCGCUGAAGUUGUAAGAAAAGCUAUGGUGGCGGGCUCUUCUUCUGUCUCUGUCCAUGAUAACAUCACAGAUGAUGUCACGAUGAUAGCUGAGCAAUUGUCUGCGCCAAGCCGGGCCACCGUGCACGGAAACAUGUUCUACCUGGUCUUGCCCACCCAACAAGGCGAGAGCGCCACAGACGACCUGGAGAGUAGCCAGCCGCCAGAGGCUUUGCCGCAGUGUCACGUGAUCAAAAACGUCGACGAGAUAUUUGGCACCAUGGAAAACUUGAUGAGCAAGCUGCGAGAGCUGAAAGACAUAGAGAAGGAGCAUCACAAGCUCCUAGCCUCCCUCCGAGAGCCAGCAGUCAAUCUUGAUGAGGUCGUAGAAGAGGAGGCGUGCCGCUCCGCCACAGUCUCCAGGACACCGUCUCUAGAGCGCGGCUCGGCAGACGGCAAUGAAGAAAACCCCGCCCAGCCCAAAAUACUGUCCACUGGAUUUUGAGGUCCUGACUGGGAGGAGACUCACUGGAACCACAUUGGGCCAGUGACCUAUUUUGAAGAGUAACAAUCACCCCAGCACUUUACCCACGAUGCAUCCCCAUAGACCCCUCCCACCUUUAGCCGACUGACUGUGUUGGAAUUCUUCAGGGUUAGCAUGUGUAAAGCCACGCCCACUACUGACUGAGCGCUGUCUUUACUACUACUACUGCUGCUUAGCUUAGCAUCAAGACGUAGUGGGAGGCUGUGCUAAACUAACCCCUUUUGUCACAAAAAAAACAUGUGUAUGGCGAGGAAAGCGGCGCUACAGUGUUUCACUUACUGUUGGUGGAUGUGAAGGAAGGAGCUAGUAGGCCACUAGACGGCGUACCAAAGUGAUGACAGGAUGUGAUUGGUCUAGAAGCGUCACAUUCUACCUCCACGUCUCUUCUACACACCCGCUCAUGGACGCAUCGAUUUUUUUGUUGUUUUUUUAAAGUGUUGCACAAGCGAAACUACUGUAUGAACUCACGUCUUUAAUGUGUGUGUGUGAAUGUCUGUAUGCAAGUGUGUGUGUUGAACUAAUGUCAUCCACAUCGUGUUUUGUAUGUUGUCUGCCUUGGUUGUGAUUGGACAAGGAUGAUGUCACCUUGUGACAUUAAAAAGCGACCAUAAACUUGAUUGUUGGUUUUUUUUAUACUUCUCCAAUCAGUAGCAGCCAUUGCAGCAGACAAGAGGCUUCUUGUUGUAUGGGUCCCGGCCACUGCAAUCUACGAGGAAACGAGCCAGCUGACACACUGAGAGGGACUCAAGCGGGCACACCAGUGGACGCAGCAACACACACAGCCCUCAUCCGUCACGAGUUCAGACCUUCCCCAAUCCAGCUCCCUUGAUUAAAGCAGAUCUUCAACAAGUCCUCCAACGAGCGACAAGCAGAAACGGCGAGGGCUGACCUCACAGACCUGGAGCGGCCACCAUACCUCCUUACGACGGUGGCAUCACCUGACGACCCACGCUGCAGACUCUGUGGCGAGGAAGAGGAAUCUGCUGAACACAUCUGGCUACAAUACCCUGCCUGCGCCAUCGACUUGGGAGUAUCAAUGGACGAGCUUGUCCGCCUCCCACAUGGCUGUUGAGCACAUCUGAGGGCUAUCCUCAGGCGCCUGCGGUGAUUCAACAAAAAUAACAUCAACAGCAGCCAGGAGGCGGGUACUGUCCCUGUAGCCCAGACAUAGGCAUUCUGCGGCCCGCGGGCCACAUCCGGCCCUUUGUGCGUCCCUGUCCGGCCAGCGUGAGGCCAAUCAUAAAUUACAAAAUACAUUUUAAAAAGUAUCUUAUCUCUAGUGUGCAAUACAACGGUGCUGCUUUUGUUUUGAAAAGCGUUAUUUGUAUUACUUCCGUGUGGACGUAUGCGCGUGCGUG
Entelurus aequoreus (snake pipefish) is the source of this 6759-nucleotide messenger RNA. RefSeq names its product Rho guanine nucleotide exchange factor (GEF) 11 (gene arhgef11). Gene Ontology annotation, molecular function: G protein-coupled receptor binding; guanyl-nucleotide exchange factor activity. The record is from RefSeq and is a predicted model, not a curated record. Bases 1274 to 5362 code for a protein of 1362 amino acids. Gene Ontology annotation, cellular component: cytoplasm. Gene Ontology annotation, biological process: G protein-coupled receptor signaling pathway; intracellular signal transduction. Lineage: Eukaryota; Metazoa; Chordata; Actinopteri; Syngnathiformes; Syngnathidae. The transcript is spliced from 40 exons.